AUGCCUCCUCUGUCGGCAUACACUUCGUUUGAGUCCCUCCUGUUUUUCCAGUCUCUGGCGACCUCCGAUUCCCGACCAACAAGCUUCGGCUCAAUCUCAACCCUUUUGCGCAACAACCAGCUCGUGCGCGAGAAUGUCGAUUUCGAUGCCGAUCGCCUGACCCCGGAGGCGCUGGAAGAUCUCUAUGCGACAUUAAUGCGCGAUGGAUUUAGUCGUGAUGGUGUGCUCUCGGUCAACGGACGACCCGCAGAUACCUCUAGUCCGCCUAAGCCAAAGAAACGCAAGAUCUCCAGUCCGCGACCAGAUGGGCUGACCGGCGGAUUCACCCAUGCUACGCUCGUCCCAGAGCUAGUGACCCACCUUUACGCCAAAUACAGAGAUCUAGUCACCAGGGAAAUUAGGGACGAUGAGAAAAAGUACACAGAAAUUAGGGCUGAGCUGGAACGGCUACAGCAGGAGGGCGACAAACCAGCUGCUGCCGCAGCUACAGCACUCACACCGGUGAAGCCGGUGCCUACCGAAGGGGAGGAUGCUGUUAUGAAGGAAGAGGUGCCGCACCCACAUGUACAAGAUGAGACAACCCAACCUGUUCCGACGACCAUCCCGCUCGCCCAAGACAAGGCCAAGCCCGAACCACAGCACAUUGCAAUAAAUGUGCCCCCUACGACAAACGAGCCUCCUACACCACACCCCGUCCCUCCUGUGACCCAACCUCAAGCCCCACCUCCCCAAGUGCAAACCACGACACCCAACAUAGCUGGGAACGCACCUCAACCGCAGCCGCUCACCACUCAUCCCCUACCAAAACCGUCCAUCCAACCUACGCUUGCGCAAUCUACCCAAAAAGUCCCUCCAUCCACACCGGCCGGGCCGCGCGUAGCACCGGCACAUCCGUCGCAAAUCGCACCUCGUGCCAAUCCCGCCCCACCUGCGCCCAUUACUACAGGUAAGGCUGGCCCGUUGGCACCGGCGUCCCAGCGAACCCCCGCUCAGCCGAGCUUCCAGCAGUGGCAGCUGGAUCCUUCUCCUCACUCACCAUACCCGAUCGCCUCCCCAGUUGCUGCUACACCUCAAGCGGCCCAGGCUACUACCAAGCGACCUGUGCCACCACUUCCCACCAACUCGCCUUUGCCCGGGUCACAAGCCCAGGCUCCUCUCCAACCUCCCGUUCCACAGACACCCAGCGCCGUCCCGUCCGCAGUUCAUACACCUGUUCCAAUCGGCCGGCCGCGUGUUUCCCAAACCCCGAGUGCCACAUUCCCUUCUUUCUCCGAAUCGCGCGCCUCCCAUCCACGCCUGUCAAUUGAUACGCAAGGAUCCUCCACACCAUGGAAGAGAACCCCUCGCCCGAGGGUUUCGCGCUCUCCAAGCUCACCGCCAAGGCCACGGCCGGAGGACGUCAGUCCCAUCAGUGAACGAGACCAAUCACCCGUUGAUGCGAUGGAAAUGUCACCUCCCCCAAGGAUCAAUCUAGGCCAACGAGCUCCAUCUACAGAAGACAGGAGACCACGACGCGGCCAGCCUGACACCAAACCCGCCCCCGUCGUAAAGACCGAGAAACUAGCUUCAAUUCAGAGGACGCGUGCCGUAAGUUCGACUUCUUCCCGGAGUCGCGGGCGAUCCAUGGCAUCUCGCGAUGGAUCUGCUGCGCCAUCGGAAGACACUCUACGUGAAUCACGGGUCUCGGGCCGCCGGAAGGGUGUAGCUGCUCCCGCCGACGAAGGGACGCCCAAACCGCGGAUAAAACGUAAACGCGGCGCAAGUGAGGCAGUGGAACUGGAACCCCACCCUGCGGAUAUCCCCAGAUUCGACACGACUCAGUAUGUCAUGGCUACGCGCAAUUUCCACCGGACUGCGGCACCGAUUAUGAACGAUGUAGCCACGCACAAGCUUGCCUCCAUCUUUGCCAAACCAAUUAGCGAGCGCGACGCCCCGGGCUACCACGAUCUCAUCUAUCGGCCAUCUGACCUCAAGUCAAUCAAAUCUGCCAUCCACCAGGGAAGCAAAGCUGUCGCAACCGCAGGAGAAUCAGCAAGCACCCCGGCUGGGGAUGGAGAGUCUCCUGUUCCUGGUGGCACACCGUCAAAAAGCGGUGUGCUCAUGUUGCAGAAGAAUGAGGAUUUCAUACCACCCAAGGGAGUUGUGAACUCUGCACAACUGGAGAAAGAGUUGAUUCGCAUGUUCGCCAACGCUAUCAUGUUCAAUCCAAUUCCUCAGCGAGGAUUCGGGCCUGCCUUCCCCAUGUCUAGUGACCGCGGUUCGCGCGAGAGUACCCAACUGGGCGAUUCCGACGAGGGCGGUAUCAUCCAGGACUCGUUGGAGAUGUUUGAAGACGUUCAGCAGGCCGUUACCCGAUGGCGGGCCGCUGAACGCACUGCUGAUGAAUUGGCUAAUAAGAAUGUCCUCUCCCUUCGGCGUGGAAGUGCCAGUGAUUUCAACACUGACAGUACUGAUGAUGUGAAGGGGUGA
Penicillium verrucosum is the source of this 2469-nucleotide messenger RNA. RefSeq lists its product as uncharacterized. Gene Ontology annotation, cellular component: NuA4 histone acetyltransferase complex. The coding region runs from base 1 to 2469 and encodes 822 amino acids. NCBI's taxonomy places the organism in Eukaryota, Fungi, Ascomycota, Eurotiomycetes, Eurotiales, Aspergillaceae. The transcript has a single exon. Gene Ontology annotation, molecular function: protein binding. The record is from RefSeq and is a predicted model, not a curated record.